Molecule: messenger RNA, 1554 nt
Organism: Purpureocillium lilacinum
Lineage: Eukaryota; Fungi; Ascomycota; Sordariomycetes; Hypocreales; Ophiocordycipitaceae
Biological process (GO): carbohydrate metabolic process
Source: RefSeq, a predicted model, not a curated record
AUGCGUCCCUUCACCGUCAAGUCAGCACUGCUGUCCGUCGUUGGCCUGCUGGGUCAGGCGCUGGGACAGCAGUAUGAGGCUCACAACAGGACCCCCGCGUCGUGCCCGGACUACACCGAGUACUCGCAAGAGCCCCACAAGCCCUUGUCCGACGGGCCACUGGCACUGCCGUUCAUGAGGCCCAGCCCUGAGUGCCGGACCUUUAACAGCUCUGCCGUCGAGAAAGUCAUCCAGGACAUCAAGGGCCGUCUCAGGGACCCCGACCUGGCUCGUCUUUUCGAGAAUGCCUUCCCUUCCACUCUCGACACGACGGUCAAGUACUUUGACCCAAAGUCCAACUUGGCAUUCAUCGUCACGGGUGACAUCACCGCUCAGUGGCUCCGGGACACGGGCAACCAGUUUGCACACCUUUACAAGCUGCUCCCGCUCGAUAAGGACCUGCAGGCUCUUGUCAAGGCUAUCAUUAACACCGAAGCCCGGUACAUCUCAAAGUAUCCUUACUGCGGCGCGUUCCAGCCUCCGCCAGAGAGUGGACUGAAGCCCACAGUCAAUGACUAUGCGCUCAAAGUCAGAGUCAAUCCGCCUGUUGACAACCACACGGUCUUCGAGUGCAAGUACGAGCUUGACUCGCUUGCUGGCUUCCUCAAGAUCUCGAGGUCGUACUACGCCAACACUAAAGAUGCGAGCUUCAUUAAUGACAACUGGCUGGCUGCUUUGGACCAGAUCACCAACGUGCUCCGCAACCAGUCCCAGAGCACUUGGAGCAAUGACUUCGAGUUUACAAGCUACUACAACUGGACCGGCCUGACAGGUUCCCUUUCGCCGCCCGUUCCCAAUGGUGGCAACGGCGAGCCCAAGCAAGCAAAUGGCCUCGUUGCCUGCAGCCAUCGGCCGUCUGAUGACCUUUGUGUCUUCAACUACAUUACCUCCGACAAUGCCAUGAUGGCGGUGGAGCUGGGCCACGUCUCCGACAUGCUGAAGACACUCAAGAAGGAAGACGCGCUAUCGAGCAAGCUCGCACGAUACUCUGCCAUCAUCAGAAACGCCGUCUGGCAGAACACGCAGACCCCGAACGGGAUCUUUGCGUAUGAGACGAACGGAUUCGGUGGACAGUAUGUCAUGGAUGAUGCCAACGUGCCCAGCCUGGUCUCGCUGCCGUACCUUGGCUUCCUACCCCGCAACGACUCGACAUACAUCAAGACCAAGAAAGCCAUGUUCUCGCGUGCGAACCCCUACUUUGCCAUCGGCCAGGGUUUCAGCGGUAUUGGUGGGCCGCAUGCGGAUGCAACACACCCGUGGCCAAUGUCCCAGAUUUCCGGUAUCUACGGAACCGACGACGACGACGAGAUCAAAUCCCGUCUGGCGCUGAUCCUGGAGAACACGUCGGGCCUGGGCCUCAUUCACGAAAGCGUUAAUAUUUACAACGCUAGCGAGUUUACCCGCCCCUGGUUCGCCUGGGCGAAUAGCUACUUUGGCGAGAUGAUUCUAGACCUGGCGGAGAGGAAGCCCGGUCUCAUCUUCAAGGAUGACAAGCCAUAUGUUGUUGGCAAAUAA